GUCACGUCUGCGCUGCGCGGCGCGCGCUAGUUGCAUUUCACGUUUCGUAGAGUCAGUACGUGUUGCUCUCUAUCUGCCUGAUCGAUAAGUGUUUGCCGGUGUCUUUCCUUAUUUGAACGAUCUAAAAUGGCGUGCAAUCGUGAAGAACUGGAAGAUAUGGCUAAUAAGUUGAGGAUAUGGUCCAUCAAAGCUACAAAUGCUUCCAACUCGGGUCAUCCGACAUCAUGCGCCUCGAUGGCAGAGCUGAUGAGCGUGCUCUUCUUCCACACGAUGCGCUACAGCGUCAAGGAGCCGCGUGCCGCCAACGCCGACCGCUUCAUUCUCUCCAAGGGACACGCGGCGCCCAUCCUUUACGCUGCUUGGGCGGAGGCGGGUCUGUUCGAUACAUCCGAGCUGCUGAACUUGCGUAAGAUCGACAACGACCUGGAAGGCCACCCGACCCCUCGCCUCAACUUCAUCGAUGUGGCCACGGGGUCUCUGGGACAAGGACUGUCCGUCGCGGCAGGCAUGGCUUACGUGGGAAAAUACUACGACAAAUCCAGCUACAAAACGUACUGUUUGAUCGGUGAUGGUGAGAGCGCUGAAGGUUCCAUUUGGGAAGCGCUAAGUUUCGCUGGCAUCAAAAAGCUGAAUAACUUGUGUGCCAUUUUUGAUAUCAAUCGCUUGGGGCAGUCGGAGCCCACUGCAUUCCAGCACCAAAUGGACGUGUACAAGGCGCGCCUCGAGAGCUAUGGUUUCAACGCCUUGGUCGUCGAUGGCCACGACGUGGAGGCUUUGUGCAAGGCCUUCCACGAGGUGCUCGUCUCCGACAAGCCUACUGCGAUCUUGGCGAAGACGUACAAAGGCCGCGGCUUCCCAGGUAUCGAGGACCUGGACGAUUGGCACGGCAAGCCCUUGGGCGCCAAGAGCGAAGAAGUGAUCACUGCGUUGGAGGCCCGCAUCAAGAACAACGGCCCUCACACUCUCAAGAUCCAAAAGCCCGUCGAUGACGCUCCCGAAGUCGAUAUCUCCAACGUCACCCUCAGCCGCCCUCCUAGUUAUGAGAUUGGCCAGAAGGUAGCCACACGUGCAGCGUACGGCACGGCACUGUCCAAGAUCGCCGAGUCUUGUCCGCGUGUCAUCGCUCUCGACGGUGACACCAAGAACUCCACCUUCUCUAAUGCCAUGCUCAAGACGGACAAAGACAGAUACAUUGAGUGCUUCAUCGCGGAGCAGAACCUGGUGGGUGUGAGCAUCGGCGUCGCGUGUCGUGACAGAGCCGUGGUUUUCUGCUCCACCUUCGCCGCCUUCUUCACCCGCGCCUUCGACCAGCUCAGGAUGGGGGCCAUCUCGCAGACGAACAUAAACUGCGUUGGGUCUCACGCCGGCAUUAGUAUUGGAGAAGAUGGUCCAUCUCAGAUGGCCUUGGAGGACAUAGCGAUGUUCCGUGCCAUCCCCACGGCGACAGUCUUCUACCCUUCUGACGCAGUCUCCACCGAGCGCGCCAUCGAGCUCGCCGCCAACACUAAAGGCAUCUGCUUUGUGCGCACCUCGCGCCCUGCCACCUCGGUCGUCUACCCUAACGACAAGAAAUUCGCGGUGGGCAAGGCGAACAUCAUUCUGCAAAGUGCCGAUGACGUAGCGCUGGUUAUUGGUGCAGGCAUCACGCUCGAGGAAGCCCGCAAGGCUGCUGAGAUUCUCGCACAGAAAGGCUCGCCCGUGCGCAUCAUGGAUCCCUUCACCAUCAAGCCUCUGGAUGAGGAUGCCGUCCGGGAGCACGCGAAGCAGUGCGGUGGUCGUAUAGUGGUUGUGGAGGACCAUUAUCCUGAAGGUGGUUUGGGUGACGCUGUGAAGUCAGCCGUGAGCGGCGAGCGCGACAUCGUCGUGAAGCACCUGGCAGUGAGAGCCGUGCCUCGCUCGGGCAAAUGCGACGAGCUCCUCGAAAUGUUCGGCAUCAACGCUGCGAGCAUCGUCCAGGCUGUCGAAGAAGUCAUGCUCGUGUAAUGAUGUUCCUUAUAUCGAAGCUUCCGUUGCCCGAUGCCUUGUUUGGGACAUACAUGCGAAAGAUGAUGCGGAGUUUGCAACCACCGUUCGAUGUUAGUUACUGUCAGAGAAUGCUUAGUAGGAGUGGCGUAUUGAGUGGAAAUGUCGGAACGGUCGUGCAUGAAACCUCGAGAGUUGGACGAUUGGUCAUUGUUCUGUGAAUGUUCUAGCGUUUAAUGUGUUGAUGCCCAAUUCGAGCCCGGGCACAGCUUAGUUAGUAAAGAUGACCUGCCUUUCAGUUUUAUUAUCGUGCCUAACUGCUAAAAGUUUCGUAUGCAUAGUGUCACUGUAUUGUUCAUAGAAACCAGCUCCAAGGUCCAACGAUGCGCUUUGCUUAUACGUAGCUGUGGAAGAAUGGGCUCGAAUUAGUUGUCUUUCCAUACCAUAGCAUUAGAAACUAGCCUCUGUUUAUGAUUAUCGCUUACUGACGCAUAUUCUGCACUUGUGUGAAGUCGUUGAGAAACCUCCUGAAUUUCUUCGUUCACGUGUAGCAAGUUGACGUGCUUAGGGUUUCUGAGAAAAUUCGCUUCUCCGCAAAUCUUAGGUCUUCAGUUUUGCAAGAGGAUUAAUUUUUUUCCUGGACUGUUCUUCUCACGAGGGCGUGAAGUUAAGGUAAAAUAGUGUCGUUGCCCCCUCAACAUGUACGCUUUGCACGAUUGCUGUUGAGUCAGACAUUCUACAGUAAACGAAGCAUUCCAUUCUACGUCUUCAAUUUUCAGUCCAUGUUAAGAUUUAUUGAACAGUUCCUGUAUUUUCUUAGUUUAACUCUUAAGGUUACCAGACAUUUCCAGGCGUCUUUCACGAUAGUUGACAUUCCGGAUAGCGCCUGUCAAAUUAAUUUUGAUAUUACAAUGGGAUGAAAAUGAGUUUAAGACGUUAGUUUGAAAAUGAGGUGAAUUAGUUGGUUCUCUUGUUGACAAGUCUUCAGCCCUAAUACUGACUGGUGUUACUUCUGGGGUUACUUCUUUAGUCGUCGCUCGAUAAUAAAGAUAAUUUUUGAAGUUUACUUCUCUACUUAUUUAAGUUGGCUUCUGAUUUAUUCCAUUUUUUGAAGAAAAUAAAGUAUAUGAAUUCA
This is a messenger RNA of Hyalella azteca, 3097 nucleotides long. Its product is annotated as transketolase. The record is from RefSeq and is a predicted model, not a curated record. Gene Ontology annotation, molecular function: transketolase activity; thiamine pyrophosphate binding. The transcript has 10 exons. Lineage: Eukaryota; Metazoa; Arthropoda; Malacostraca; Amphipoda; Hyalellidae. The coding region runs from base 127 to 1983 and encodes 618 amino acids.